AUGGCAGAAACCGAUCACCAUCCUUUGCGAACGUCCACCGUCCUGUCGGAGAAAGGCCCAACUUCGUACAUUACUCCCUCUUCGCCGAAACGAAGACCUGUUCGAGCACCCAGCACGAGGACCAGUAACGGCACCGUUAGCACAAACAUGAGUUAUGGCAGUGCGGGACGAUUGUCGGAGGCAACGAACAUCACCCAACCGCCCGCGCACUCCAAAAAGUUCGUCGUGGUCGGAGAUGGAGGAUGUGGGAAGACUUGUCUCCUCAUCAGCUAUGCACAAGGCUAUUUCCCAGAGAAAUACGUGCCGACCGUGUUCGAGAAUUACAUCACGCAGACCAUCCACAAGCCCACGGGCAAAGUAGUUGAACUCGCACUGUGGGAUACAGCGGGGCAAGAAGAGUAUGACCGACUCCGACCACUGUCGUACCCGGAAACGGACCUGCUCUUCGUCUGCUUCGCCAUCGACUGCCCCAAUUCACUAGAAAAUGUCAUGGAUAAAUGGUAUCCCGAAGUCUUACAUUUCUGCCCAACCACGCCCCUGAUCCUCGUCGGUCUCAAGUCUGACCUCCGGAACAAACGAACCUGUAUUGAGCUCCUGCGGACUCAAGGCCUCACACCGGUCACACCAGAACAAGGAGCUGCGGUAGCUCAACGGAUGGGAGCGAUGUAUAUCGAGUGCAGCGCCAAGGAGAACAAGGGCAUUCAAGAGGUAUUCGAUUUGGCCAUCAAUACUGCCAUUCAGGUGGAAGAGGAGAGUUUCGAGGCGAAGCCAAACAACAAGGGCGUCAAGGUCAAGAAGGCAAAGAAGAGGAAAUGUGUUUUCCUAUGA
Molecule: messenger RNA, 828 nt
Organism: Fonsecaea erecta
Lineage: Eukaryota; Fungi; Ascomycota; Eurotiomycetes; Chaetothyriales; Herpotrichiellaceae
Product: GTP-binding protein rhoC
Exons: 3
Coding region: 1-828 (275 amino acids)
Biological process (GO): small GTPase-mediated signal transduction
Molecular function (GO): GTP binding; GTPase activity
Source: RefSeq, a predicted model, not a curated record